Komagataella phaffii GS115 is the source of this 882-nucleotide messenger RNA. RefSeq lists its product as uncharacterized. The transcript has a single exon. Gene Ontology annotation, cellular component: transcription factor TFIIH holo complex. The record is from RefSeq and is a predicted model, not a curated record. Lineage: Eukaryota; Fungi; Ascomycota; Pichiomycetes; Pichiales; Pichiaceae. The coding region runs from base 1 to 882 and encodes 293 amino acids.
AUGUCCACUCCGAUUACGCCUCCACAUCCCAACGCCAACUCGGAAGUUGACCUUACAAACAUUAGAGAAAUUCCUCGAGAAUUGGAGAAUGAGCUUCAAUUGAACCCCGAUCUUUCGGAUGAUGAGGAGGAGCCCAUCAAAAUAGAGCAAGACAAGAGCUUCAAAGAGGAAGACGUUUACAAGUCCGAUACAUUCAAGCAAGAUUUAACCGAGGAACUUGUCUUGGAUUUUAAACUUCCCUCUGGUUUGGGUCCAGCAUUAUCUCUCACACAACAAAGUAGAUUCAUUAGUUUCGUGGAUGACAAGUUACUCCAGAUUCAAAGAAACUUCAUCAAGUAUCUUUCAGAAGAAGACUCCACAUACACAUUAAGCCAACUGAUUAGGCAAAUAAAUGAGACUAUAUCCAUACUAUGGUAUUCAAUUUUUAGAGUGGAACAGAUUCCGGUAGUUUUUCACUCAGCCAUUCUAGGGCGUAACUCCACGAGUUUGAACCAUGCCUCAUCUGUUGAUUUAUUUGGACAACCUCAUUAUUUUAUAAGAAUUAUUGGCGACUUGAUUGAUUAUGUGGAAAAAUUUCCCCUUUCAAGUGUAGAUGAGUUGAGAGAGCUAUUAGCACUGGUUGCGAAGCUGGAUAACGUGGUAAUUGUACUAGUUGAUCAAGACACAGUCUCCACACCUUCAGCGAAGAAAGAUUUCAUUGAUAAAACCGAAAAGGUAAGGCUAUUAUCUCUGGCUACGCGGUUCAAGCUUUUAUUGCUGUCAAAGUAUGAGGAACUGAAAACUGUUCGUCAUCCCAUUACUGCAGAGUUUAAUAUCUGGCCGGAAUAUGAUCAGCUAGUAGGUCAGGUUUAUGAAGGGAUAAUAGAUCGAACUUCUAUAUGA